AUGGGGCUCGGCUUCUUCUGCGGCUCUGGAAAAAUCCGGCAUAAGUAUACCAGCGAAGAAGCCGAGGGUGAAUUGGACUUGAAACAGGGACGGCGGCGUGCAUGGCGGAAGAGUGAAUUUAAAUUUGGAGGUCCGAGUCAAAGCGGCGAUGCAUUUCCUUUGCUACAAAAAGGCGACUGCUUCUACGUGGAGAAUGGCAAGCGUUGGCUUAUUUACAAUGACACGUUGGACCGGGAGAUGCACGUCACGAUGCAUUUUGACGCGGAUGCUUAUGUUUUUGCAUGCGAGCGCACUCAACUUUCACGAGAGCCGAGCGGAUGGGUAGCUAAAAUUGUUGCCUACCCUCUCGAGACGGUGCCGUUUGUUUUUUUUGACUCACGUCAUGUGAUCUACAGUGAAAUGGAGACAGUGCCACAGCCACUGACGGAAGCGUACCUGCAGAAAGUCAAUACCGCGGCAGUGGCGAGGCUGCAGCAAGAAAAAGAGGAGCUGAUGGGGAUUGCCUCACGCUGCUGUGCGGAGGAGGAGAUUCUGCGCAUCUGUCGC
Molecule: messenger RNA, 546 nt
Organism: Trypanosoma cruzi
Lineage: Eukaryota; Euglenozoa; Kinetoplastea; Trypanosomatida; Trypanosomatidae
Product: calpain-like cysteine peptidase, putative
Exons: 1
Source: RefSeq, a predicted model, not a curated record